Molecule: messenger RNA, 282 nt
Organism: Adineta ricciae
Lineage: Eukaryota; Metazoa; Rotifera; Eurotatoria; Adinetida; Adinetidae
Source: the annotation of a GenBank genome assembly
AUGAGUUCGUUUAUUGUUCUAUCCGUUAUUAUCUUGUCACUUGUUCAGGUCGCUUCCGCCGACAAUCGACCUGUUAUUAUCGGGUAUAGCGUCGGAGGUGUUGUAGCAUCAAUUAUUCUCAUUCUUGAUCUGAUUGCGAUUUUCGAACUUUUACAAUCGAGCGGACGCGGUGUGUGUUCUAAACUUAUCUGGAUCUUGAUUAUCUUCUUCUUUCCCAUCGGAGGUCUCAUUCUCUACUGUUGCUGUGCCCGCCAUCGUACUGUCGAUCAAGUCAUUGUGUAA